CUGGUUUUAGUCUGCUGAUGUAGCUUCCCCAGUGCAUUUCGCGCAACACGCCACGAAUAUAUUUUCAAAAUAUAUACCUUUAAAAGGUGGUAGCAACAAGUUGAUUCUCUCCUUCUCAUACCGGAAGCGUCCUCAUUAGUGUGUUGGUGUAAAUUCCCAUAUUAUCAUGGAUGAUUUCUUUCGGGAACUGAGGGAAACGUUAAACAGUGUCCAAACAUAGGUACCACCUAAGUGAAAAUUGGUUCAGUGCAAAAUGAAAAUUCGGCAAACUGUGAAGCAAAAUAUGAUAAGUUUAAAUAUUAUCCAGUUUGCAAGUGAAGUUCAGUGAAAUCGUUGCAAAAUCGAGUGUUUGUGAAAAAGACAGCAUAAUUAGCAUCAAGUGAGAAUACAAAGAACUAUCAUUAUCUACCGGAUAUAUCCAAUAUCUAAAAGGACCGGAGUGAAACACCAUAACAGUCAAGAUAUCGUUCCGCAGUAAAUCUACUUCCAAGGAAUCAUCCGGCAUGAAAACGGACGAUAAAGCGAACGUGCCGAGAGUGCGGAUAGCGGUUCUUGGGAACAUGAAUGUCGGAAAGUCAGCCCUCACCGUGCGAUACCUGACACGGAGGUUCAUUGGCGAAUACCGCUCCAACACGGACCUGCUCUACAAACAGACGGUGACCCUUGAUAGCGGUGUGCUCGAUGUGGAGAUAGUGGACAUCUCGGCUGAGAACGAAAAUGAUUUCCCCAUAGAGCAGAUCCAGUGGGCGGACGCAUGUCUCAUCGUGUACAGCAUCACGGACCGGGCCAGCUACGAAUAUGCUCAGCGGUCAUUGGCCGAACUGCGGCAACUGCAAAAUUCACCCUCGGCCUAUCUGAUCGGGAACAAGGCUGAUCUGGACCACUUGCGAGAGGUUCAAGAAACGGAAGGCGCUACUCUAGCCGCCUCUCAUGCAAUUGGCUUCUGCGAAGUAUCAGUCGCUGACAAUUCCCCUGCCUUGUACAAAGCAUUCGAACGACUGCUAGCCGAAUCCAGGGCUCGUCCUGUCAAGCCCAGGAAGUUUUCCGUUAGCAAAAUGUUCGGAACCCUCAUCGGCAACAAUGGCGCCCGGCAACCUUCGACGGCGGUUAGCCAAGGUACGGUGGUACCGUGCCAUAAGGGUGAACUGCACAAAACGCGGGUGAUGAAACGGCGACAAGCAUUCACUGCGACUGCUUCGCUAUGACCGACAUCGACAACGACCGAGGAAAGCAGUUAAAUUGAUAUUUUUCAUUCGCCCUGCUCCCGAAAAUACGAUAGUGCGACGUACUCGACGGCAUCUCUGACUCGUAGCUGCAGCAUCCAUCGGAGUAUCGACAGCAUAGAUCUUCAUUGACUGACUACGUUAUAUUGGUGCAUUCGGCGUUGGAAUUCGGUUUAACGUGACAAUCGAGAGAACCGGACUCAUCACCAGAGGGAAAUUAAUGCAAAUGUGAUUUAAAUUUAGCAUUCUCUACACGACCAAGAAACAUCACACGGACUAAAACACAAAUCGCACACGAUAACAUAUACUCACGUGUCCAACUAGACGGAAUCACAGAAUUUCUUACUUGUAUGUACCACUUUAUCGUUUUAGAUAGAGUGAUCAGUAGAUAACCAGUUAACGUGUAUGAUGAUGAUUACGUGUUUCAUAUUUUUAGCAAGAGAUCUGAUUGAAAAAAAUCUGUUAAAUUUAGUUAAAAUCGUUCAGCUAGCUUCUUCCUGUGGAGGCAUGUGGAAGACCUAUCCUGAUAGACACUCCACUAAGCCAGCGGGAAUUUUCCACAGUCAUUAAAAAUACCGAUGUUCCACCUUGCGCUUCUUAUCUAGUAAUAAUGACUGAACGCAUCCCCGGUGGGCAUCGUUUCGUGCUUUGUUUGUCUUCCGGUUAAUUGAUAGUUGUUUUGCUGCCAGUGAACGCCGGCCGACCGACACACCUCUUCUUCGAGCACGUUUGAUUGGUGGUUGGUUCCCAGUCAGUGGAAAAUUUUCCCUCUAGUUGUCGCCCGUGUCGCGACGGUUUGAGGUUUGAGGUAUUUAAGCAAAUCUCAGCAUUCAUCGAGCGCAUCCUUCGUUUGCCGAUCAUACCGGUGGAAAGUGGAUUCAACGCUGUAAAUAAGUGCAGCAUGUGUUGCUUUCCCGUAUGCGCCGCCAUUCGACGGGGUGUGCACGAACUUAUGGAUAACCAAUCAUUUUAUAAUAGGCAGCAUUGUGGGAGGACUCCCAGACCUCCUGGCUGAUUUCUAUAACAUUUUCGUCAAAAUUGCAAAAGUACUCUCAGGAAAGUAGUAAUCCCCAAACAAUAGUCAAUUAAAUAAUUCAAUCGUGUGCACGCGCUUCUAAUCUCUCCUGACUUCGAAGACAAACAGGUCUUACCAUAAACUGAGCCAAGUUUGAGCAUACACACAUGGUUGUGAAAACACGCAACGGUGCCUUAUUGAUUUUCAUGGAUUGAAUUACUUUUUGCUCCGCUGGAACGUGUUUAGCUACUGUAUUAAAUGUUCGGUAGAUGGUUGCGGAGUGUUAUAAAAAGUAAAUACAAUAAAUAAGGUUAUGUGUUUCGUUCGAGCAUUGCUAUUGCGUUUUGCCUUACGUCGCGAUUUGAUUUCUGCGACUAUUUGCGCCUAUAAUUCAAUUAAAACACUUCCACAAAAUAAUUCUUCGUAUAGUGGAUGACGCAUUUGGUAAGCAAGACUGCCUACAUGGAACUCAUUGGACUCUUUCACACUGAGGUUUUUUCCCGAAUGUCCGCAUUUUUUUCCAAAUCCCAGCAAAACUGUCGAGAGUACAGCAAACUAUGAAACCACGAAAAUUCUCGAUAUAUUUCUAAUCUGAUAAUUUUAUAGGUACUGUGCGCGUAAUACAUUACUGAUAUUUUCUUCGUUUUUUUGGAAGUAUCGGUAGUCAUGCAUAUGAGUUAUCAAUUUAAUGAUUUACACAAAAGUAUGAAAGAAGCUUUGAUUUCGUAGGAAAAGUAGGAAAAACAGUUUGGUUCCUUGAAAAGUAACUGUUACCAUUCUCAAGCUCGUCAGGUUUAAUAAACAUUUGGACGAUGGAAAAUCAGGAUUGGGCUACAACAAAAAUAAAGGUUCAAUAACACAUAUUGGAAUCCAAUAGAUAACACCUUACCAUCGUUCCUAACAGUACGAUACGUAUUGGUAUAUUCGGAUGCAGUUUUAAGCUGCAUCUGAUCCCACAUGCAAGCAAUACCACUGACAUUUAGCACAUUCCAUUUCAAAAACUGCACUUGUUAACGUCACAGUUUUGAGCUGAAGCAGAAUGAUUACUUCGAUGAUUUACCGAACUGAGGUAAAUUGAUAUUUAUGAUGAUAUUAAUUUACUGAGGUCGAUAAACUGACCGAUUGCUUGUAACCACGGUAUUGAACAACCCCGUAUACCGGUAUAACUCUUUGAAUAACCGAGAAUUCAGAAAUAAUCAAAUGAAUAUUUCGGUAAAUUCUAUUAUUGCCGAAAUUUUAGUGAUAUUUCGUUCUACCGUACUAUUUUUCCGAGAUCGAAAUUAAGCUUAAAGUGGUUUGACUAUUGAAGUUAUUAAUAUUUACAAUGUGACAUGCAUUGGAAAAUUUAAGAAAAUUUUGCCAUUUAUUAGAAUGACGAAAUGGCAGAAAUUUAGGCAUACGAGAUUUUGCAUAGAUACUUAGGCUGUGGACCAUUUCGCAAAUAAUUUUAACUUCUGAUUAGAAUCUGACAGUCGAGUAGUUUCUUACCCCAUUGUCCAAAACAACCCUGCACGAGAAAUGUUUUGGUUCGAUUUGCGGUAAUUGAACUGCGAAUAAGCCACAACAAAAUUUGUAUUAAAUUUCCCAACGAAAGUGUCAGUAAAAUCAGAAGUUGCGGUAUUUCAAUAAUCUUGAUUCACAAGCACUGAACAACAGAUUAAAAUAGUUAUCGUGAAAAUAUGUAUUUUACAUUAUAAAAAAUACAUCUUUCAGAGAGGAGACUUAUAACCAUUUUGGAAAACUUUAGACGGUGAUGUGAAAUUCGUUCACUUUUAAAAUUUCCCUUAUUUCACUCGUAGACUUAACGGGGAAGCAUCUAAUAGAAACAUGUGAGUUCUCAGUUUUGUCAUAUAGCUUUCAACAUGACUCGUGACAAACCUAAUAAAAGUGCCUUGAGUUUUCACACGAGUAGAACAGUUAGUAGAAUUUAUUCACAAUUGCACUUUUUAGUCAUUAUUUAAAUGGUAAAUAAAAAAAGUAUUUGGAAAAAACUUGUUUAAUUUGAACAUCAAUUCAGCAUUGCAGAUCUCUUGCGGGAAAUAACAAAAUUGUCAAAUAUUUAAUUUUGAUCCGUAAUUUUUAAACCACUUUUCUCUCCACACAAAAUCAAAAUAUGCUUACUUAUAGCUUACUCAAAUAAAUAGCUGUGGAUAUGAUGGGAAAAACUUUAGGAUAAACUAAAUACUCCCAGUAUUUAAUGCUCAAUAGAUCGUAACACCUGAGAGCUACAUGUAAAAUGUACCACUCGUAUAAUAAUUAACUAAAACCUAAUCAAAUCGUUUGGUCUCAAUUUUUGGUGGAAUUUUCAUCCGCUACAAAAUAAUUGAUUUUGCAGCUAUUCGAGUAACAAAAAUAGUCAAAUAUCAAAUAAGGCUGUGAGUACAAAUAAGUCCAAUUUUGUGUGCACGAAGUCGAUUGAAUACAGUAAAACCAACUAUUUGUACGAUUUAAUAACUCAACGAUCUACAAAACAGCCUAAGAUGUAUGGUGUUACAUGUUCGUAUAUUAACUUUUCAACAUCAGAAUUUUCUUUCCAAGAAAUCUAGGGAUUGUCGAGCUACAUUUUGAGAUACAAUUUACAUUUCAAUUAGGCGUUUACAGUGAAAAUUAGUCAAACAAAAAACAAAUUUUUAAAUAGUAGAUUUCAAGGGAAGAAUUUCAUACAUAUUUUUUAUUUAAAUUAGGUAAUAGCUAUAGGCUGAAUCAAACAACAGUUUUUGGAUUAUUCCGCAACAUGAAAUAUUACUGAAUUAAAGGCCCACACUCUACAUCGUAUUAUUAGGAAUAAUUACUUUUUAAGCAUUACAGUGUAAAGGAAUA
Molecule: messenger RNA, 5058 nt
Organism: Malaya genurostris
Lineage: Eukaryota; Metazoa; Arthropoda; Insecta; Diptera; Culicidae
Product: ras-related and estrogen-regulated growth inhibitor-like protein
Exons: 5
Coding region: 504-1205 (233 amino acids)
Molecular function (GO): GTP binding; GTPase activity
Source: RefSeq, a predicted model, not a curated record